AUGGCGUACAAAGACAAUGAUGAUGGUUCCUCUCGCCUCCCCGAGGGCUUCGAGCGUGUUGGCUACGACGCCGACACGCAAGUCUAUACAUUCAAGUCGCCGGAGGGAGAGCUGUACGAGACGGCGCCCGGUAAUCGCUACGGCGAGCUGUGGCCUGUCGGGCAGCGCCCGCAGUAUAGCCAGGCAGAUAUUGAGGCAAACAACCAGAUCAUAGAGAGGGGUAACUUGGAGAGCGUGCGGAUGAUGAUGCCGUUCGUGCUGAUCAUUGUGCUGUUCUUCGUGCUGGUUUUCAAAUUUAUUGCAUAG
Messenger RNA from Macroventuria anomochaeta, 306 nucleotides. RefSeq lists its product as uncharacterized. Lineage: Eukaryota; Fungi; Ascomycota; Dothideomycetes; Pleosporales; Didymellaceae. Bases 1 to 306 code for a protein of 101 amino acids. The record is from RefSeq and is a predicted model, not a curated record. The transcript has 2 exons.